Messenger RNA from Parascedosporium putredinis, 516 nucleotides. The record is from the annotation of a GenBank genome assembly. NCBI's taxonomy places the organism in Eukaryota, Fungi, Ascomycota, Sordariomycetes, Microascales, Microascaceae.
AUGGUUCUCACUGCCACCCGGCGGCGCAUCCAAGGAACCCCCAUCAAGGAGUCGAGUCGCGAGCCGUCCAUCGAUCUCGGCACCUCCACCAACGUCGAGGCCGGCCGGUAUCUCGGCCUGAGCCGCAACUACUUCCUCCUCUUCGUCCUCACGCCCGCCCUUCUCGUCAUCCUCAUCGCCCUAGCCGUCGGGCUCGGCGUCGGGCUAUCCGACCGCGGCCAGAACCUCCCCUUCCCCUCGAGCGACGAAGGGCCGUGGGAGGGCGACAUCACCUACUACGAGCCGGGCAUCGGCGCCUGCGGCAAGGUGAGCAAGAGCAACGAGAUGAUUGUCGCGGUGCGCGUGCGCCGGGAUUUUGUCGAGGAGGGCAAAGGGCCCCAGUCGGUCGAUUUGACCGUGGUCGACCGCUGCACGGGGUGCGAGCCGACGGACCUCGACAUGUCCAUCACGGCGUUCAAGAAGCUUGCUAGGGAGGUGGAUGGCCGCGUUUUGGCAACCUGGACGUGGUUGAACUGA